AUGGCCACCAACCCAACUUUCGUUUUCAUUCCUGGCGCAUGGCACCAGCCAAGCUGCUACGAUAUUGCCCGAGAUGAUCUAGCUUCGCGAGGCUACGAGUCCGAAUACGUCUCAUUGCCCACAGUCGGUGCCCAGCCGCCCAACAAGGGGCUCGCCGACGACGUAGCGUCUGCCCGUGCUGUACUACAGAGGCUGGCGGACGAGGGCAAACAGAUUGUGCUGGGCGUGCACUCGUACGGAAGUCUCGUUGGCGCCAAUGCCGUGCAGGGCCUGGGGUACCGGCAGCGGGCCCAGGAGGGCAAGAAGGGUGGAGUCGUCAUGUUUGUGUACAUCAGCGCAUUUGUAAACUCCAAGGGCGUCAGCAUCUUGAACCAGCUGGGUGACGCGUGGUUGCCGUGGAUGGCGCCGUCAGAGUUGGUGGGCGACCUGGGCAAAGAGGCCGGCAAUGUCACCAUCCUCGAUCCCGAGACCAUCAUGUAUCACGAUGUUGAGCCCGAGCUGCAGAAGAAGGCCGUCUCGGACCUCAAGCACCAGUCCUCGCCCGUCUUCAGCGGCAUCGUAACCAACGAGCCGUGGCACGAGGUGGACUGCGCGUAUUUCUUCUGCGAGGAGGACAAGGCUCUCCCCAUCCAGGUGCAGGAGAUGAUGUCUGGCUUGCUCCCCGAGAGUACCCUCAAGUUCCGCUUCCAGACUUCGCACUCGCCUUUCCUGUCAAAGCCCAAAGAGUUUGCCGAUGCUCUGGUUAAAGUGGCCAAGGCUAGCCAGGAGUGA
Molecule: messenger RNA, 771 nt
Organism: Pestalotiopsis fici W106-1
Lineage: Eukaryota; Fungi; Ascomycota; Sordariomycetes; Amphisphaeriales; Sporocadaceae
Exons: 2
Coding region: 1-771 (256 amino acids)
Source: RefSeq, a predicted model, not a curated record